UAUUUUUUAAAAAGGAUUGUUUACCAGCGUUGACCACUUUCAGACAGCGAAAGGUCUCACCCAUAUAACCCUGUGAAGUUGUUUGUCUAAUAAACUUGAAGACAAAAAUAUGCCGAGAAAAUCGAGUCACCCUCCUCCAUAUAGGAGCAGACAUCAACCCAGAACUUCCCAUCGCACAGCUUCUUACCACCCUGAUGAAAUGCUUCACUUUUAUCGCUGGACUUCACCCCCAGGUGUCAUGAAAAUUUUGUGCAUAAUCAUAAUCAUUUUGUGUGUGGCCAUGUUUGCCUGUGUGGCCUCCACUCUGGCCUGGGACUAUGAUGCAAGCGCCAUGGGCAUCGGUGGCCUUGGGAUGGGUUAUGGAGGCAACCAAGGCAGCGCUGGUGGUGGUACUGGGUACGGUGGAUAUGGAUCUGGAGGAAGUUACGGCGGAGGCAGCGGAGGUUAUGGCUAUGGUGGCGGCUCAUACAUGGAUCCAAAAUCAGGCAAGGGCUUCAUCAUCGCAAUUGCUGCAAUCACCUUCAUUGCGGUGCUCAUCAUCUUCAUCUUGGUGGUGUCAAGACAGAACGCUUCACAGUCUCCUGCAUUCUAUCUGGCCUCCAUCAUUAUUUGUGCCAUACUGGCUGUCUUCAUGCUCAUUGCCAGUAUUGUGUACUUGGUUGCUAUUAACCCCACUGCUCAGUCCUCUGGAUCCAUGAUGUAUAAUCAGAUCUUACAGCUGUGUGCACAAUACCAGAACCAAGAUCAAGCCUCUGGCAUCUUCCUCAAUCAGUACUUAUACCACUACUGUGUUGUGGAGCCUGAAGAGGCCAUUGCCGUUGUUCUUGGGUUCCUUGUGGUGGUUGGGCUGAUCAUCCUUCUGGUGUUUGCCGUGAAGGCCAGAAGCCAGAUCAGGAGAUACGGCAGGGAUCGUGUUCUGUGGUAUGACGUGAAGACAAUUACUGAUGGGCUCACCUCUCAUGGCAUUGGGGAAUGGGUUAAUAAUGUGUCUGGACAUCCAGAGGUUUUUGCAAAUGACCGCAAUGAUCAAAUUGGUGUUUCUCAGCCAAUGGUUCAAAGCAAAGAAGUCCAGAAGCCACUGUACCUUCCAAGCGGUUCCGACUUGACAAGCUCGUUCAAUGGAAUGAAGAGCAAACUAAGGGACUAUGACACUGGAGAUUCUGGAGAUGAGCUGGACACUGAUUAUGACAAUGAGUAUCCUCCCAUCAUUGAUGAGAAUGAGCGGCUUGAGUACAAGAAAGAUUUUGACCGAGACUACAUGGAGUACAAGCGUCUACAAGCCGAGCUGGAUGAUAUUAAUCAGGGCUUGGCAGAUGUGGAUAAAGAGCUUGAUGUCUUGCAGGAAGGCAGCCGACAGUUCAUGGAUGCCAUGGAGGUAUACAACCACUUAAAAAGUUUGAAGAAGUCUGCAGACUAUCAGAUGAAAAAGAAAAGGUGUAAACAGCUAAAGGGAAAACUUUCCAUCAUCAAAAGAAGGGUCAGCGACUAUGACCACAGAAAAUAAAAACCUCCAGCACUAGAAACUCAGGCAUAAUUUGUAACAUGAUGGUUUUGUUUGGGACUUCAUCUGUAUUUCCGUAUUAUUAUUAUUAUUAUUAUUAUUAUUAUUAUUAU
Messenger RNA from Xyrauchen texanus (razorback sucker), 1614 nucleotides. RefSeq names its product occludin b (gene oclnb). NCBI's taxonomy places the organism in Eukaryota, Metazoa, Chordata, Actinopteri, Cypriniformes, Catostomidae. The coding region runs from base 110 to 1504 and encodes 464 amino acids. The record is from RefSeq and is a predicted model, not a curated record. The transcript has 9 exons. Gene Ontology annotation, biological process: bicellular tight junction assembly. Gene Ontology annotation, cellular component: apical plasma membrane; cytoplasmic vesicle; bicellular tight junction.